AUGUUAUUCCUACUCGCACCUAUCCUGCCCCUCUUCCUCCUUGUCCUCCUCCUCCCCAGCGCCUUUGCCGCGCCCGUCGACAACGCCGCCGCCGCAGUAACCGUAGGCAAAAUUCGCGGCGUCCGCGACCCAAUCUAUCACCUCUAUCUCCAAGCUAGCUCCAAGAACGCAUCCACACCCGUGCUCGGCCCCGAAAGCGCCGCCGACACCUUCACAAUCGGCGGCACCAUCCAAUCGGCGAAAACAAGCAAAUACCUAAACAUCGGCACGGCGUCGACGAGUUACAAGCCGCUGGUUUGGGGCGCCACUGCGCAGACGACGGCGUGGGGGUUGGAGGGUGAUACGAUUAUUACUGUGCAGGGGAGUAGUUAUGGGAGACAUGGGGAGUGA
Messenger RNA from Pyrenophora tritici-repentis Pt-1C-BFP, 390 nucleotides. NCBI's taxonomy places the organism in Eukaryota, Fungi, Ascomycota, Dothideomycetes, Pleosporales, Pleosporaceae. The record is from RefSeq and is a predicted model, not a curated record.